Molecule: messenger RNA, 1886 nt
Organism: Pseudopipra pipra
Lineage: Eukaryota; Metazoa; Chordata; Aves; Passeriformes; Pipridae
Gene: SLC39A3
Product: solute carrier family 39 member 3
Exons: 3
Coding region: 693-1634 (313 amino acids)
Biological process (GO): zinc ion transmembrane transport
Cellular component (GO): plasma membrane
Molecular function (GO): zinc ion transmembrane transporter activity
Source: RefSeq, a predicted model, not a curated record
GCCGGGCCCCCUCCUCGCCUUGAGGGGGCUUGGGUGGACCCCAGCCCCUUGUGAGGGGGUCGGGCCGGGCCCCCUCCUGGCCUUGAGGGGCUCAGGGUGGACCCCAACCCCUUGUGAGGGCUCUGGGCCCCCUCCUCGCCUUGAGGGGCUCAGGGUGGACCCCGACCCCCUGUGAGGGUCUCCCCGGCUGAACAUGCCCCUCUAAAACCGCCCACUCCUCUCCCAGCAAUCCCUGUAGCCCCCCCUCCACCUCUGCUCCCCUUUGGGGUGCUCCAGCAGGUUUACCCUGUGCCAGUGGCCUGGGAGGAGCCCCCUGCCCACCCCCCUCUUUUCCAGCGCGUUCUCAAGGGGUUUCAGGGCUUGGAAGUGCUGGGACAAGUGUGGCUGUGGGGAAGGUGUCCUGUUUUCAGUGGAAAACCUGGGGUUUAGGGGUUCACGGAUCAGGAAACCAUUUGUUUUCCCUCCCACAGGGCCCUGCCUGCUUUACAGAAUAUUUUUCGUCGCUUGGAUGCUUCAUUCUGAGCCACUAAUCCGAGCAGUACCUGAGCUAAUCCUUCGUUCCAGGCUGGUGCCACAGCCUGGGGGUCAGUGCUGCUGCCCAAGGAGCAGGUCAGGAGAGCCACCAGGUGCUGAUCCCGGGAGCAGCUUUCCCUGUGUCCGUGCCCAUGUCCCCGCUCUGAGCCCUCGCCAGGAUGAGGAUUGUGGUGGCCAAGGUGCUGUGCCUGCUGGGCAUCUGUGUGCUGGUGCUGGCGGGGGCCCUGCUGCCCGUGAGGGUCAUCGAGGCCGACCACGAGAAGGCCCAGCGCUCCAGGAAGGUGCUGGCCCUCUGGAAUUCCUUCGGAGGAGGGGUCUUCCUGGCCACCUGCUUCAACGCCCUGCUGCCAGCCGUGAGGGGCAAGCUGGAUGAAGUCCUCAAGCAGGGGAAUGUGACCACGGACUACCCGGUGGCCGAGACCAUCGUGAUGGUCGGCUUCUUCCUCACGGUCUUCGUGGAGCAGCUCGUCCUGAGCUGCCAGAAGGAGAAGCCCUCCUUCAUCGACCUGGAGACCUUCAACGCGGGCUCGGACGGCGGCAGCGACUCGGAGUACGAGAGUCCCUUCAUCGCCUCGCCCCGGGGCCGGGCCCUGUACGGGGAGCACGGGGGGCACCCCCCUCACCUGAGCCUGCCCGAGCUGUCCCGCUCCGGCCCCCUGCGCCUGCUGGGGCUGGUCUUCGCCCUGUGCACGCACUCCAUCUUCGAGGGGCUGGCCCUGGGGCUGCAGGAGGACGGCGGCAAAGUCAUCAGCCUGUUCCUGGGCGUGGCCAUCCACGAGACCCUGGUGGCCGUGGCGCUGGGCAUCAGCAUGGCCAGGGCCGCGCUGCCGCUCCGGGACGCGGCCAAGCUGGCCCUGGCCGUGUGCCUCAUGAUCCCGCUGGGAAUCGGCGUCGGGAUGGGCAUCCAGAGCACCCGGAGCGCCGCCGGCGACGUCGUGUCCCUGCUCCUGCAGGGCAUGGCCGGCGGCACCUUCCUCUUCGUCACCUUCUUCGAGAUCCUGGCCAGGGAGCUGGAGGACAAGAGCCAGCGGCUGCUCAAGGUGCUGUGCCUGGUGCUGGGCUAUGCCCUGCUGGCCGGGCUGGUGCUCAUCCCGUGGUGAGCCGGGAGCCUCGGGAAGCCAAGCUCGGCGGGAUGAGCCGCCCCUCCCGCUGCAGGGACGCCGGAGCUCCGCGGGCAGGGGGAACAGCCCGGCCCGGGGGUGUUUCCAUGAGUACCUGCAGGAGGAGGAUCUCUUCCCGUGCGCCCAGAGGGAGAUGAGCGAGGAACAUCCCAAGGGAUUGUCCCUGCCCGUGGGGCUGCGGAGAUCAGCUGGCACAAACAUUAAGGAUCUGGUUAAAGGCUGCUUCCGAGA